AUGUCUUCAGCUCUCGCACCCGCCGUCUUCCUAGGAGCACAGCUCAGCUCCUCUACGCAGACCCAGGACACUGCACAGCCCCAGCAUGCAGACGAUCCCAACUGGCCGGCUCUCGAUUGGACCGACAUCAACUUCAAUGAAAAGGGAAGUUGGACGGAUCAAGAGCUAGGAAAGCUCGCGCGCCAUCUUUCUCGGUGUCGCUCCGACCAAGCCCUAUUCAUGGAGCGGAGACCAGACCGGAAAGAGGAUCCCAAGACGAUCAGGCAGCGCGAAGAUCGUAGCAUAGCAAUCAUCGAGAGGCUAUUUCCGCGUCGAUUCGCCGGUCGCAAGCCAAAGGAGUUCGGUGAGAUGGUCUACAAUCAGGUGCAACACAUGCUUCGACAUCGAAUACCCGACUACUAUAGAAACAGAGACAUGAAAGGCGCAUUUGACCUUACCCACGCCCAGCUCGGCGAGAUCAAAAACCACGGAAACGACCACGGCGACUAUCCCGGAGAUCCAAAGCGGGACUUCUGGAAGCUCUUGGAGUUGGAGGCACUUGUGCCGUGGUUCAAGGACCUCAACGACCUGCGCUUGAAGCGAGCACAACAAAGUCGAUUGGAGAGCCUCCAACUUACGUGUGUCGAUGCCGCUACGGAUGGUGAGCCACAAGGCUUGCAACCGACAGCUUCUGCUCAUCAGAAUCAACCAGCGGAUACUACCAGCCAAGGCACUUCGCGCACAGAAGAGUCAGUUCCGACCUCAGUCACCGCACACGUUCCGGAAUGGUCUGCUAUCGGCGAAGCUCUAUCGAGCGCGGCUUCGCGAGUCAGCGAGGCGCAAGCUCUGAUGAGGAUUUUGGAGCAAAAGCCGCAAGGUAUACCAGGCACCGGACUUUCGUCAGCGCAACGUCAGCGCUUGGAUGAAGAAGAAGAGCAGCUCCACACCGAACGCCUCGCAAUCGCGCGAAGAGUCAAAGAGGAUGUUAGUAAGCAAGAGAAAACGAGUUACCAACGCAAGCUCAAGCGGGCCGAGAUUCGCAUCGAGAAGGCGUAUGAGCGCAAAUGGAGGAGGAAGUUCGAAGCCAGCGAGGCAGAGACGCAAGCAAGGCAAAUGAAUUACGAACGUCAGUACCAGGAGCUGUGCGAUAGAGAAGAAUAUGUCUGUCAUAGACUACUACAAGAGCAUGAAGCCAGGGAGGCGGAAUCAAGGCAGACAAUCGAGAAGCUAAAGGCCAAGCUCAAGCAAGCUUUGACUGUACGUGACUGCGAGAUCGAUCGCAAUCGCCGCAUUAUCUCUGACAGCGAUAGCGAGUCGGAGCUCUCAGCACCUGGAACCAGCACAGAGUGCCCUCUGCCUGGAUGGGGAACUGAGUACACUCGAUCGGCUUCGUAUGGCGAUCAUCAGGCUCAGCAAUGCAAGUUAGAGGGCGGUGAUUCGGCUGAGCGCGUGCCUGGCAGCCCAUCCAAUACUCAUCAGAGAACAAAACGCUGGGUGUCGCACGUCGACGAUUCGAUUAGCAGAAUUCAGAAGCGAUCAAGGGUCCUUGAUCAUGGCCCGCGCAUGUCAUCAGAACCGGCAAGGCCAAGAUCAUGUAA
This is a messenger RNA of Ceraceosorus bombacis, 1577 nucleotides long. NCBI's taxonomy places the organism in Eukaryota, Fungi, Basidiomycota, Exobasidiomycetes, Ceraceosorales, Ceraceosoraceae. The record is from the annotation of a GenBank genome assembly.